Messenger RNA from Pectinophora gossypiella (pink bollworm), 2917 nucleotides. It is a transcript of the gene aop, whose product is annotated as ets DNA-binding protein pokkuri. The coding region runs from base 268 to 1683 and encodes 471 amino acids. The transcript is spliced from 5 exons. Gene Ontology annotation, biological process: regulation of transcription by RNA polymerase II; cell differentiation. Gene Ontology annotation, molecular function: sequence-specific DNA binding; DNA-binding transcription factor activity, RNA polymerase II-specific. NCBI's taxonomy places the organism in Eukaryota, Metazoa, Arthropoda, Insecta, Lepidoptera, Gelechiidae. Gene Ontology annotation, cellular component: nucleus. The record is from RefSeq and is a predicted model, not a curated record.
CCGCAUCAUCAGUCCGCGUCGGAGAGCCGUCGGCGACGUUCGCUUGCGUCCGAUCCCUCAGAUACGCUGCUGGUUUACGGCGUGCCGUAACACGACACGUUUGGAGGGACCGCCGCUUCUACGCGUGUGCCUGGUGCUCUGUGAACACUGGAUACUGUGCUACUUGUGUUGUGAACAUGUAUACGUGCUGAAUUGUCCAAUUUUCGUCUACCCACUUCUAGGAUUUUGACGACAGCCAGUUCCGGAUCAGCUCAGCCGACAAUCGUGAUGAAAGUUGUCAGUUUACAACUGCCGUCGGGGCCAAGUAUGGAGCGCUUGCCGCUGCCAUUCAGCCCUACCGAGCUGUUGUGGCGGUACCCGCUCCCGUGGGCGCCGCCGCCGCCGUCCCCGCUUGGGGACGCCAAGGCCCAGCUACCCGCGGGACUGCCCCCAGAACCCAGAUUAUGGACGAGAGAAGACGUCGCCGUCUUUCUCAAAUGGUGCGAAAGGGAAUUCGACCUGCCUAACUUCGACAUGGAUCUCUUCCAAAUGAAUGGAAAGGCCCUUUGUCUCUUAACAAAAACUGAUCUAGGAGAGCGCUGCCCGGGUGCCGGUGACGUUCUACAUAACGUGCUACAAAUGCUGGUGCGUGACGCGGCCCUGCUAGGCAGGGUGCCAUCGUCGCCCGUCACGCCAACCGCGCGCGCUAUUACCUACCCACCUUCCCCGCACUCUCACCCCCCCACACCCACAUGGGCGGUGGAUGGUUUCCACCACUUCCAUACCGCAGCCGCCGCAGCCGCUGCACAACCCAAUUCCGUCACCCUAAGUCCUGCUCCAUCCGUUGAUAGCUCAGGAAGCCCUCAACGGGGCGAGCCCGUCACCUAUGCGCCAGCUUACGCGCCUCCCGUUCAGAACUCGGCACAACCUAGCUCUGGAAGCAACCACUCAGAUUCAGAUGAAGAAGGCCAGAUUGCUCCCCCACCACGCUCGCCGAAGGAUGCCCCUCUAACGAGUCCGGCACCGCAGACCCAUGCACCACCACAACAUUCACAUUACCGUGCUCAGCACAGAGAAUUCUUCCCCAGCGAUAUGCCUGAAUCUAAUACCAACGGAAGAUUACUAUGGGACUUCCUCCAGCAGCUUCUAAAUGACCCGACACAGCGCUACACAAAUUACAUCGCUUGGAAAAAUAGAGAGACCGGCGUAUUCAAGAUCGUGGACCCUGCUGGGCUCGCUAAACUGUGGGGCAUUCAGAAGAAUCAUCUUUCGAUGAAUUACGACAAAAUGUCGAGAGCUCUCAGAUAUUACUACCGCGUCAACAUACUGCGGAAAGUGCAGGGCGAACGACACUGUUACCAAUUUCUCCGAAAUCCAACUGAACUAAAGAACAUCAAAAAUAUCUCACUACUGCGGCAACAGAUGAGCCCUACGAGAGUUCCUCCCCAGCCAGUAGUUAAAACAGAAAUGAAAGAAGAGCGUUGUGAAGAUGAGCCCGUCGAUGAAGACAUGCCAACCGACCUGAGCAUGACGGCUUCGACGGAACCCUGGCGGAAACGCGCGCGUGCCGACCCCGCACCCCUCGCGCACGACAAACACCGCAUCAGCGCCCUCAUCGGCGACUCUAUGAUGCUCAAACGAGAAACUGACUACAGCUCCGAACAUUACGCGCUCAAUCUUAUAAGUGAAAAGUGUGAACAAUGAUCGCCGACGACAGUCGGUGCAGAACGCUUACAGUGCGACUGUCUAGUGCAUGUUUGGUUACAAUGAGCUCCACCCACUAAAGUUCUAGUCAAAUUCCUCUCAGGAAGUAAUUGACGUCUUCCUCUAAAGUAAAAUACCAAUUUGAUGAGAUUUUAUUAUAUAAAAAAACAAUCACUGAGAGUAUUUUGACAGAUUUAGCGUGGAGUUAAACAGGGUAUGGACCUUAAAUGCCUUUGUGCCAAGUGGUUUUUAUCUAAUAGUGUCAAUUAACAAAAUAGUUAACGGCAAGAGACGAAGAGUUUAUAUGUGUUGAUGUAAUAGAGACUGUUAUAAUAUUGUGUGCAAUGGACCAUUCAGGAGUUAAGUGUGAUUAUACAGCCAGUGGACUGUUGCCAAAAGUCAAUAUCCUUGUGUGUAUGCGUGUCAUGUUGCUGUUACGCGCUCAUCGAUGCAUUUUUGUAAUUUAAUUAGUUUUACUGUACGUUCAUAACAUGAUUUUGCUAAAACAGAGAGUACUGGCUCAAAGAAAUUCAUCUGUAAAAUGAUCGAAUUGAAAAAUAAUUAUUAAUGCUGUAUAGCAUUACAGUCUUCCAUUGUAUUUUUUGGCAAACCAUUUCAAUUGUAGCAUGUGAAAUAUAAUUGCAUUAUUGUCUACCACAAAUUAGAGCAACUCAAAAAUAUUUGGCAGCAUAUUCAUUUCUAAUUUCUAAUUAUUAUUACAAAUAGAUAACGAAAUAUUAUUGUAACCAUAACAAAAUAUUGUGACAAUAAAAAAAGAACAAUGUAACUCAAACAAAUUGCCUUGAAAUGUUAAAAUCACCCACUGUGAUAAAAAUAAAGUGGUAGAAACAUAGAGUAUGCUAGGGCUUUUACUCAAAGAUUUCCAGCUACAAUUUUCUGUGAUCUCUAUUAUCAAUAUAGGUAAAUGUCAGAGAGUUAAAAAAUAUAGAAUUUGUAAAUAUAAAAUAGGGCAUAUUAUGUAAGUUAGAAUAAGAAACUGACUGUAAACAGAGUGUAUGUAUGAUUUGUGAAACAAAAUGUGGAGCUUUAUCAAAGUACCUAGUAUAUGGAGUAAGUACGACAACUGAGUUUGUAUUUUUACAAUUAUUUCUAUUUUAGUGUGCAUAUAUAUGCAUACUAUAAUUCUCAACUUGUUGUACACAAUAUAAAAUGAUUCAAAUAAAUAUUGUGUCAAAAUUAUUAUAACUUAAAAUAAUAAAUGGAGAUAAUGUUA